AUGGGCGAGUGCACAAAAUUAUUAAAAUUAAACAAUAAAGCAUUUUCUAACUGUCAAAAAUUAAAAACAAUAAUAAUGCCACCUUGUAUCAAAGCUCUUGGUGCAGGCUGUUUCUUUUGCACUUAUUCAUUACAAAGGAUAGAUUUUCCUGAUUCUCUUGAAAUUAUUCCUGGAUGGGUUAGCACUGAUUACAAUGAAUUCCAAUCUUCAGGAAUUACAGAAGUUUCAAUUGGCCAAAACUCUAAUUUAACUAAUAUAGGAACAGACGCAUUUGCAGGUUCUAAAUUAAAAUAUUUUACGAUACCUUCGAAAUUAAAAAUGGUAGAUGGAUCUUGCCUCCAAGGUUGUCCAAUUAUUAGUAUUAGUAUUGAUCGCAGAAAUCCGUAUUAUACAACUGAUGGAACUUCUAUUUUUUCUGGAUCGGAUUCUUCAACUUUAUUUUAUGUAAGUUCGGCGCUUACUGGAACAUAUCAAGUUCCAACUUUCAUCAAAAAGAUUGGUAAUUCUGCUUUCAGAGGUGGCAAUAUAAAUAAAAUUAUUUUAACAUCAAAUGUGACAACUAUUGAAGAUUGGUGCUUUUGUGGCUCUCAAAUAACAGAAUUUACAUUCACAGAUCAAAUUACAUCAAUUGGAACACGUGUGUUCUCAGGUUGUGUUAAAUUAGCUUCAGUAACAUUAAGCGAAAAUAUCAAAAAAAUUCCUGGCUAUAUGUUUGCUGAUUGUGGAAAUCUUAAAAAAAUCAACAUUCCUCAAAAUUUGACAUCAAUAGGUCCUGGAGCUUUAUCAGGAUGUUAUUCGCUUAAAUCAAUAACACUUCCUAAAACAUUGACAGAGCUUGGUGAUGGAGCCUUCAGUAAUACGGGUGAAAUUAACAUAACUUCUUUGAGUUCAUCAUUUUAUUCAGAAACUUUCCUCACAUAUAAAGACAAUAAAGAGACAUUGAUUUUAUACACAGGAUCAAAUACUGACAAUGAUAUUUCGAUUAUAAGUGACUGCAAAAGUAUUGGUGAUCUCACAUUUUAUAAGAAAAAACUUCGUGACGUUACUUUCCAGAGCGAAGAUUCUGAAAACAACAUAUCUAUUGGAUAUCAGGCCUUUCGCUUUUCUACUAUUAGAUCCAUUAUUUUUUCCCCAGGAUUAGUCUCUAUUGGGAAAAAUGCAUUCGAUAGUUGCGGAUCUCUGAAGAAUGUUACAUUCAAAGGAAACAAGAUUAAAUACAUUCCAAACUACUGUUUUAAUAACUGUCAAAAUCUUGAACACAUCACCCUUCCUUCAUCAAUUGAGAGAAUUGGGGAGUAUGCUUUCGCGUACUGUCCACUCAUUAGAGAUAUUGGCAUCUCUGGCAUGACCAAUCUGAUUUCUGUUGGUGCUUAUGCAUUCUACUACAGCGGUCUCAGUUCAGCAAAUCUGGCACACAGUGGCUGCACAGUUGACGUUAAGUCUUUUAUGGGUUCAUCAAUUAAAGAACUAACAAUUAGCUCUUUUAUUCCUCAGCAGCUUUGUCAGUACUGCGUAUCUCUGGAAAAACUGAACCUGAAGAUCGGAGUCUCAGUGAUUGGUCCAUAUGCAUUUGAUGGUUGCACAUCUCUCCAGGGUUUCACCAUUCCAAAUACUCUCACAAGCAUUCAGGGUUUUGCAUUCCAGUCAUGCAUUUCUCUUUCCACCGUCUACAUGGGUGGCAAUUGCAUUCUAUCGAGAGUUGAUGGUGGCUGCUUCUACGAAUGCUUCAGUCUCACGGAAAUCAUAUUACCUACAAUGGAUAACAAAUAUCGUUUUGAGAAUGGCGCACUCACAGAUUACGAUCAAACCAAUCUUAUUGUCUUCCUUCCUUACAGUGGAGUCAAGAACUUCAUUGUUCCGAUGACAAUGAAAACAAUUAGUCAAUGCGCUUUCAUGGGCAGCCCAUCACUUGUCAGAGUUUUCUUCAAUGGCAAAAAUAUCCAGACGAUAGACUACCAAGCAUUCAAAGACUGCAAAAACCUCAAUCUCGUCUUCUUCUCAUCAUCAAGCAUCAAAACAAUCGGAGACCAGGCUUUUGAUGGCUGCAAUCUUCUUCGCAAGUGCGGAUCUUUCUCAGCUCCAUCAAAUGCUCAGAAGAUCAUUAUUGAGCAAGGUAAGAUUCCUUCAAUUGCAUUCAAAGAUGAUUGUGGUUUAUCGAAUUCUUGUAAGCAUAUCCAACAUGUUGAAAUUUCAUCUUCAUAUUUAUAUCUUUUCAAAAUAAAAAAAGAACAUUUUUAG
Molecule: messenger RNA, 2238 nt
Organism: Trichomonas vaginalis G3
Lineage: Eukaryota; Parabasalia; Trichomonadida; Trichomonadidae
Product: structural constituent of cell wall
Exons: 1
Coding region: 1-2238 (745 amino acids)
Source: RefSeq, a predicted model, not a curated record